Molecule: messenger RNA, 556 nt
Organism: Helianthus annuus (common sunflower)
Lineage: Eukaryota; Viridiplantae; Streptophyta; Magnoliopsida; Asterales; Asteraceae
Product: monothiol glutaredoxin-S2
Exons: 1
Coding region: 73-381 (102 amino acids)
Source: RefSeq, a predicted model, not a curated record
AAAAUCUUAAGUUUCUUUUAUCAAUUUACACUUGAUUUUCUGAUUAUUCGCCGUCUUAACUUCAAGAGAUCGAUGGCUAUGGUUAGAGCUUUGGUUAAUGAAAGAUCAGUGGUAAUAUUCAGCAAAAACUCUUGCUGCAUGUGUUACACAAUUAAGACAUUAAUAAGAAGUUUUGGAGCUAAUCCUACUGUUUAUGAGCUUGAUGAGAAUCCAAAGGGACAACAAAUAGAGAUGGAACUCAAGGGAUUAGGGUGUAAGCCAAGUGUCCCAGCUGUGUUCAUAGGGCAGGAGCUUAUUGGUGGGGCCAAUGAGAUAAUGACACUUCAUAUGAAGGGUCAGCUGGUGCCAUUGCUACUCAGGGCUAAUGCUAUAUGGGUUUAGUAAAAGUUCAAGUAUUUUAAGGUCUUUAAAUUAUAGAGUUAGAUUUAAGUUAAUACAACUAUAGAAGCGGUUUAAUGUUUCGACAGUUGCUUAAUCAGGGAAGAUGGGAGUUGUUUUUUGGCCUUCUUUUCUGAGGUUGUUUCUUGUUUUUUUUUUUUUUCAUGAGUUGAUGACA